Messenger RNA from Suillus discolor, 1366 nucleotides. RefSeq lists its product as uncharacterized. The record is from RefSeq and is a predicted model, not a curated record. The coding region runs from base 292 to 1023 and encodes 243 amino acids. The transcript is spliced from 7 exons. NCBI's taxonomy places the organism in Eukaryota, Fungi, Basidiomycota, Agaricomycetes, Boletales, Suillaceae.
UAGGGCUUAAGUUGAAACCGAGCACCAUUGUGUACAGCUAUUGGAAGGGUUCGCCAUAUCAGUUGGUCAUGUCUUGAUUUGAUAUUGACUUGUGGCUUUGCAGUUGCCGCAGUCUUCGUGGUGGUAUACAAUUGGGGUGAGCAGCACAGUGUUCGAAAACCGUUGAUAUUCUCAUGAUACUUCCAGUACUGACACUCGGAGAAGAGGUGGGUUGGUGCUAUUGCCGGAGCAGCCAACUUGCUAACAAAGACGUCAUAGAUUGACCUCAUUUGGACCCAACGCUGGUCUCUCAUGACCGUGCUGUACCUAGUCGUUCGUACCUCAUGUUAUACCAUAGCAUGGUUGGCGGUUGUGCUGACUCCAAAAUGUUCUAGAUACGCUGUGCUGGAAUACCAUAUUCUGUUGUCAAUGUUCUGGGUAUGUCUCAUAUGUACCUUGUUCGAUUCUUCUGACCGGCGGCACACAGGAGCCACUACGUUGGUCUCGUUGACAGAUGCAGUGAGCAAUAUCAUAAUCUAUGCAACAAAUGGGACAAAUGUGGUCGCAACUGCCAUGUUGGGCGUCAUCAUGAUUGCUCGGUUGCAUGCCAUGUAUCAGAGAUCUAGGCGAAUACUUAUCUUUCUUGUUAUCAUAUUCCUAGCUGUAAACAUCGCCUACGGAGUAAUCACGAUCAUAGGACUCAAGUAUGAUUUCGUAUUGGAGGAAUUCAUACUCUCUGGCAUUCAUAUGUGCGGUGGCGGAUUUGAGGGGGAUUCCCAGCUUCUGAUAUCAAUGGUCUGGAUGCUCAACACUGUUUGGGAGGUCAUUGCACUGUGUCUUUCAGUCUGGAUCGCUGUGAAGCGCUUCCGUGACCUGCGACGACUCGGCCCAUCGACGGGAUCGACCAUCGGGGACUGUUUCAGAGUGCCGAUAGAAUCUCGCGUGCUUUGUUUUGCGGGUUUUGCUGGUGUCUCUUGCCUCCAGCUUGUUGUUCUCUCCCGAGAGGUCGAGGUGCGCCAACAUGUCACUGACAUCUCCAUGUGACCGCUCGUCGCUUCUGUAGAAUUCGAAUUCUGUAGCAGUUUACAUAUUCGCUGGUGCUAUGGAAAUUUUAUCGUCCGUGCAGAUGUUUGUGCUGGGACCACGCCUCAUCCUUAGCGUUCGACGAUAUCACGUUACUCUCGUGGCCGAAUCCGACGCAGAAGAUAGCAUGAAUUCGAUUGUCUUCCAGGAGCGCGUACAUGUACAGACUAGCAGUACUGUGUAGGAUACGGUUGCAAAGUGUUUCGCAUGGAGGAGAUACUUGGUCGAGGAUCCGUCGUAUUUAUUUUAGUUAUGGUAUCUCAAAGUAUAUUUUAGACGAGGUUUAUGUAGACAAACCCAUUUC